Thalassophryne amazonica is the source of this 3630-nucleotide messenger RNA. RefSeq names its product IQ motif and Sec7 domain ArfGEF 3b (gene iqsec3b). Lineage: Eukaryota; Metazoa; Chordata; Actinopteri; Batrachoidiformes; Batrachoididae. Gene Ontology annotation, biological process: actin cytoskeleton organization; regulation of ARF protein signal transduction. Gene Ontology annotation, molecular function: guanyl-nucleotide exchange factor activity; protein binding. The record is from RefSeq and is a predicted model, not a curated record.
CGCAGUGGGUGAGAGAGAGAGAGAGAGAGAGAGAGAGAGGAGAGAGAGAGAGACAGAGAGGGGGAGGAUGGGAGAGAGAGAGAGAGAGAGAGGGAAGCGGAGGUUAGCUCUGCUGGUGCUGCCUCAUCCACAACCGAGGCGAAGGACAUCUUCUCAUCUGCACUCACGGAUUUUGUUUUUCUACAUUUCCUCUCUUCAGCCUGCUCAGCUUUUUAAUUCACAUUUUUUUUAAACCUUCUCCUUUUUCUUGUCUUGGGUAUAAUGAGCUCCAGCCUGCUGGAAAACCCCGUGCAGGCGAUUCUGUACCUGCGAGAGCUCACCACCAUCGUCCAGAACCAGCAAAGUCUCAUCCAGACCCAGCGCGCACGGAUAGAGGAACUGGACCGGCGGGUCGACGAGCUGAUUGGCGAGAACAGGCACCUGCGGGACGUCAAAGUACAACAGCAUCCUUACCAUCACCACCAUCAUCAUCAUCACCUCGACUCCGGCUGCCUUCAUCACCACCACCACCCGCAGGAGCCUCAGCUCAAGAGUACUUUGGGGUCUGUGCCAGAUCAUGACGCUCCGUGCGCACAUUCCGGGGCGUCUCCGGGAGUCCAAUCUAUGGACGCAGGAGACAUGCAGCUCGUGCCGGCCGACCCGUCCGCGAUUUCCCCGGUGGAAAGUGACCAAGAAAACGGCGGAAGUUGUCCCAGCUGCCGCUCCUUGGUUCCUCUGACCCCCACGAACCUUUGUCGGUCUUUGGCCCUGGCUCGUAAAUCAGAGAGUGAGACGGUGCUGCAUCAGUUCUGUUGCCCCGCCCCUGAACACACAGAGGCCGACACCACCGGAUCAUCCGGCGGACAGAUGCUGAGCCUCGAGGAUGGAACGUCCUCCCGCCAGCAAGAAGUAGAGGGAAACAAGAGAGAGGGACCCAGCGAGUACGAGAUCACCCUGGAGAAUAAAAACAAACAGAUAGAAGAGUUGGAGCAGAAAUAUGGAGGACAUCUUAUAGCGAGGCGUGCAGCCCGUCGUAUCCAGACGGCUUUUCGUCAGUACCAACUCAGCAAGAACUUCCAAAAGAUACGCAAUUCCCUGUCAGAAAGUAAGCUGCCCCGACGCAUUUCCCUGCGGCAUCCCAGUCCUUCAGGCCGAAACAGAAACGCAACCCAGAGACACAGCUACAAUCUACAUCCAGGAGGAGGCCAGAUACCCAUACGGUCCAAAACGCCACCUCCGCCACCUUGUCGCUCCACCUCUCUGCCCCCUUCUCCUGCAUCUGCACCUGCUCCUGCUCCCGGUCCUGCUCCCGCCCCUAGUCCGCCUCCGACGCAAACACUGGGGCCCACGCUCACGCAGCUGGAGGACUGCUUCUCCGAACAAUUACACUCUCUGGCCCAGUCUAUUGAUGAAGCUCUUCGUGGUUGGAGCAUAACGGAGGGCAGAGAUGGCAAGGGACUAUUGAUGGACCCUGGUGCCCUUCGUGCAGCUGCUGAGAGUGCUUGUCUGCCUCGUAGUGCCAGUUCGCUGCUCAUGGCCUUCCGAGAUGUCACUGUUCAUAUCGACAGCAAUACCUCCUACACCAUUUCCUCCGCUGCUGCUACCACGACGACCACGUCUCUGGGCAAUGAAGGCAGAGUUCAGCAGGGCAGCAGGAAAACCUCAGUGAGCGGGGUGGUUGUGGGAGGAGAUGGUCAGUCCUCGGAAAGCGUGGAGCCUGAGUUCCCCGCACCUCCUCCGAGUGAGGAGUUGGAAAUGGCUGAUUUGGGAUCGAGGAGGGGCUCCGCCGUGCCAACGCUGGGAGUAGGAGGCCUGGAAGGAGAGAGCUGCUCAGAGAGACAGGGGUCCACCUCCACAUCUACAUCCACCUCCAUCUCCACCUCAGCCCAGUCCAACCAGCAGCCCACCCAGAUAUACACCCAGUACCAGCAGUACCACUACACCCACCCUCAACAGAUCACAGGAGGGCCUAGCCCUGAGAGCCUGCAGGCCCUGGUCGUCUCUCUGCCCAGGGAUCGCUGCCAGGAUCCAGCCUCCUGUCGCUCACCAACCUUGUCCACAGACACACACCGCAAACGCCUCUAUCGCAUAGGACUCAAUCUCUUCAAUGUGAAUCCAGAAAGAGGCAUCCACUUCCUGAUCACGCGUGGUUUCGUCCCAGACACAGCCAUCGGUGUGGCUCACUUCCUACUGCAGAGGAAGGGCCUGAGCAGACAGAUGAUUGGAGAGUUUUUGGGAAACAGCAAACUGCUCAACAGAGAUGUACUCGAUUGUGUCGUGGAUGAGAUGGAUUUCUCGGGCAUGGAGCUUGAUGAAGCUUUGAGAAAGUUCCAAGCUCAUGUUCGUGUUCAGGAGAAGCACAAAAAGUGGGAGCGACUCAUCGAAGCCUUUAGCCAGAGGUACUGUAUGUGCAACCCUGAUGUGGUACAACAGUUUCACAACCCGGACACCAUCUUCAUCCUGGCCUUCGCUGUGGUCCUGCUUAACACUGACAUGUAUUCGCCCAACAUCAAACCCCAGCGCAAAAUGGGCCUCGACGACUUUAUACGCAACCUAAGAGGCGUGGAUGAUGGAGCUGACAUCCCCAGAGAGACAGUGGCAGGCAUCUACGAAAGGAUCCAACAGAGAGAACUCCGCUCCAAUGAAGACCACGUCACCUACGUGAGCCGGGUGGAGCAGUCCAUUUUGGGACUGAAAACUAUCCUUGCUGUGCCCCACAGGCGUCUGGUGUGCUGCUGUCGUCUGUUUGAGGUGCCUGACGCCAAUAAGCCUCACAAACAGAAACUGUCCCAGCUCCAGAGGGAGGUGUUCCUCUUCAAUGACCUGCUCUUGAUCCUGAAGCUUUGUCCGAAGAAGAAAAGCUCAGCUUCCUACACUUUCUGUAAAGCCAUGGGUCUUCUGGGCAUGCAGUUUCACCUCUUCAGCAAUGAAUACUAUGCCCACGGUGUCACCAUGAUGAGUCCGUUUACCUCAGAAAAGAAACAGCUGGUGAGUUUCUGCUCCCCGAGCGGAGAGGAGCUCCGGAAGUUUGCAGAGGAGCUCCGAGAGGCCAUCUCAGAAGUCAAUGAGAUGGAGCAAAUCCACAUCCAGUGGGAACUGGAGAGACGACAAGGCAUCCAGUCACAUGGCGUACACACCAAUGGCGGGCAAGUGGACACACACACAGGACACGGCUCUCCCUCAGGCCCACAGGACAUGUACGAUAAAAGCGGCAGCAACAACACAGUGGAGGUGUCAAUUCACAACAGGCUGCAGACAUAUCAGCUGAGCCAGCCCAGCAUUGAACCCGCGCCCCUGGCCCUGACCGCACCGCCCGCCCUGCUCAGUCCAGUGCAGGCCGGGGAGCUCCGCCCAGAAACGCUCAUCCAAUGCCAGCAGAUUGUCAAGGUGAUUGUCGUUGACCAGAGCGGGCGAGGGCGGAUGGAGGCCUUCCUUAGUCAAAGCCCCGCCACCCACCAGCUCAUCCAAUCGGCACUGUCCACGCCCGUGCGCGUCAGAGAGGGGGACGGUCCUCAGCCUCCUUUACCGCCGCCCCCUCCCCCGUACAACCACCCGCACCAGUUCUGCCCCCCUGACUCGCCCAUGCCUCUCCACCACACCAUACCUCUCACCCGCAGGCGCCACUCCAGCGGCUCCCGUAGCAUCGUCUGA